Hypoxylon fragiforme is the source of this 2091-nucleotide messenger RNA. RefSeq lists its product as uncharacterized. Lineage: Eukaryota; Fungi; Ascomycota; Sordariomycetes; Xylariales; Hypoxylaceae. The coding region runs from base 1 to 2091 and encodes 696 amino acids. The record is from RefSeq and is a predicted model, not a curated record. The transcript has 3 exons.
AUGCCACUAAUAACCAGCAACGACACCAACGACGGCAAUGCCGCGUCGACCCCUCUAUGCCACAUCGUCACGCCCGUAGGCAUGCUCGGGUACGGGCUCAACGAGGACGAGACGACCGACGCCCUGCGCCGCCUCGUCCCGACCGGGGUCCCCACCGCCAUCAUCCUCGACUCCGGCUCCACGGACAGCGGGCCCGACAAGCUCGCGCAGGGGAUCAUGGGCUCCCCACGCACAAUGUACGCGCGCGACCUGCGGAAACUGGUCAAGCUCGUGCACGAGUUCCGCGUGCCGCUGCUCUUCAGCUCGGCCGGCGGCGACGGCGUCGACGCGCACGUGCGCGAGAUCACGGCGGUGAUCGAGGAGAUCGCCAGCGAGGCGGGGAACGAGGCGUACGCGCUCAAGACCAUCGGCAUCUUCGCCAACAUCGACAAGGCCGUCAUCAAGCAGCGGCUCGCCGCGGGCAGGGUAAGCGGCUGCGGGACGUGCGUGCCGCAGCUGACCGAGGACGACGUGGACGCGGCGCCGUGGGUCGUCGCGCAGAUGGGGCCCGAGCCGUUCGUCGACGCGAUGCGCGCGAACCCGGACUUCGACGUCGUCGUCGGCGGGCGCGCCUACGACCCCGCCCCCUACGUCGCGUACUGCGCGUACGUCUCGGGCGCGAAGGCCGAGGACUGGGGCUCCCCCGAGACGCAGAGGAUCUUCGGGGGGUUCACGCACAUGGGCAAGAUCCUGGAGUGCGGCGGGACGUGCGCGGAGCCCAAGUCGCACGGCGCGAUCGCGACGGUGUACCGCGACGGCGGGUUUGUGAUUUCGCCGCUGACGCCGUCGGCGCGGUGCACGCCGGUUUCGGUUGCCGCGCACACGAUGUACGAGAAGACGCGGCCGGAUAUUCUGCACGGGCCUGGAGGGUACUUAGACUUGAACACGGCGACGUACGAGCAGCUCGAGGACAACAGGUCGAUCAGGGUGGCGGGCAGCACGUUCCACUUCUCCCAGGAGAGCGGGCGGCCGUACCAGCUCAAGCUGGAGGCGGGGUGUAUCAUUGGCUACCGGUCCAUGUUCUUGGGUAGCAUUCGAGACCCAAUCCUAAUCCAGCAAUUCGACUCCCUGACCAAGCUGGUCAAGGGGUACGUGAAGAGCCAGCACAGCCACGUCACCGUGGACUGGGACUUCGACUUCCACGUCUACGGGAAGCCGGAGGGCGGCGCAGACAACGCGCUAGUCACACAGGAGCAGCAGCAGCAGGCGAACGAGCUGUUUAUCAUUGGCGAGGCGCUGGCCCCGACGCAGGAGCUGGCGACGAGCAUUGCGGCGACGGCUAGGAUUGCUGUUAUUCACGGCAGCUACCCCGGCCAAAAAGCCACCGCCGGCAACUUCGCCUUCGGCAUCGGCGGCAAGACCGUCAUCGAGCUAGGCCCUUGCUCCAAGUUCUGCGUGUACCACCUGAUGGACCUGGACGAAGGGGAGGAGCAUCUCACAGUAUCCGACGACUCGGGCAAGAAGUUGCUCUUCAAGCAGAACGUGUCCCUGAUCGGCAAGGGUGACCGAUCCUCGCGUGCCGCUGCUGCUGCCGCUGCCCCUGUACUAUUAUCCCCCCCCACUGCGACCACGACGACCACCGCCGCUGAUGCUGCAGCAGCUGCUCCAGCGAAUGGCAACGCCGCGGCAACGAACGGCAACGGGGCCAACAAGCCGAACGGCGAAAAACUAGCCGCCACCUCCCCAUCCCAAUCCCCCCCCAAAACCCUCGGCGACCUCGCAAAAGUCGUGCGCUCGAAGAACUCGGGGCCCUACGAGAUAACGCUGGACCUGAUCUUCGAGUCGCGCAGCACGUACCUGCAAGUGCGCAAGUCCGGGCUGCUCUCGACGCGGGCCGUGGCCGCGGCGUACGGCAUCGCGGAGGCGGACGUGAUCUGGUGCGGGUUCUUCGACCCCGCGCAGGCGUUCAAGGCGACGAUCCCGAGGACGACGAGGGAGGGGAGGAGGGUGGCGGGCGGCAGCUUCAUGGAGAACGACGUGCAUGGGUCCCAGAAGCAUCUCCCGCUCGUGAGGCUGAGGUUGCCGCGGGAGUUGGUUGAGGCGCUUGGGUAG